Yamadazyma tenuis ATCC 10573 is the source of this 921-nucleotide messenger RNA. RefSeq names its product phosphoserine phosphatase (gene SER2). The record is from RefSeq and is a predicted model, not a curated record. Gene Ontology annotation, biological process: L-serine biosynthetic process; dephosphorylation. Gene Ontology annotation, cellular component: cytoplasm. Gene Ontology annotation, molecular function: magnesium ion binding; L-phosphoserine phosphatase activity. NCBI's taxonomy places the organism in Eukaryota, Fungi, Ascomycota, Pichiomycetes, Serinales, Debaryomycetaceae.
AUGAGUGAUUUCACACACGUGAUAACCAUCAUAGCUCAUGGCAAUGACCUUUCAGCUGAGACGCUAGCCACAAUCAAGAGGAUUCUUGUGGACCAGGCUACCUUACCGCUUGGGGUCUCGAAAAGCCUUUCUCCAAGAGCCAUAGAUUUUCCUACUACUAUCUCCAACGAUGUAGACAUUACAGCAUUCCUCAAGCGUACCUUCAACAAAGAUACAGGAUACGAUGUGAUCUUACAACCGGUUGCAAAUCGAAAAGACAAGAAGUUGUUUAUUUUCGAUAUGGACUCUACCUUGAUUUAUCAAGAAGUAAUCGAGUUGAUCGCUGCUUAUGCUGAUAUUGAACAAGAAGUGGCAGAUAUCACCGAAAGAGCCAUGAAUGGGGAAAUAGAUUUCACCGAAUCUUUGAAAGAAAGAGUUCUUCUUUUGAAGGGGAUCAACUCAACCACGAUCUGGGAAGAAUUAAAGCACAAGAUCAAAAUCACCAAUGGAGCAUUAGAAUUGUGCAAAGCAUUAAAGAAAAGUGGGUGUAUAAUGGGAGUUUGUUCCGGUGGUUUCAUCCAGUUAGCAGAAUACGUGAAGGAACGUUUAGGCUUGGACUAUGCUUAUGCAAAUGUCCUUGGAAUCGAUGAAAAUAACAUUCUCGAUGGAACUGUUGUUGGUGAAACCGUUAAUGCGGAAAUGAAAGCAAAGUUAUUACUUGAAAUCGCCAGCAAGCACAAUAUUGACCCACAAACAGCUGUUGCGGUUGGUGAUGGAGCCAAUGAUUUGAAGAUGAUGGAAGUAGCGGGAUUCGGGGUCGCUUGGAAUGCUAAACCAAAGGUACAGCAAUUAGCCCCAUCUUGUUUGAACACCAAAUCUUUGGCGGACAUUCUCUAUAUUAUGGGGUACACUGACACAGAGAUCAACAAAUUAAUAGAAUAA